Molecule: messenger RNA, 831 nt
Organism: Ilyonectria robusta
Lineage: Eukaryota; Fungi; Ascomycota; Sordariomycetes; Hypocreales; Nectriaceae
Product: chromate transporter-domain-containing protein
Exons: 4
Coding region: 1-831 (276 amino acids)
Biological process (GO): chromate transport
Molecular function (GO): chromate transmembrane transporter activity
Source: RefSeq, a predicted model, not a curated record
AUGACGAAUCAGGGAUUAGCACCUACAUCAAGCCGCCCAAUUGAGGCAGGGUCCAACCCCGACGAUGUCGAAAAGUCGGCGUCCAUGAAUCCGCCGAGCAUGGCUCCAACACCGCCAACUUCCGCAUCUAUCGGCGAUGAACUAGGCCUUGAGGACAAUCCAACGUCCCGCGACUUUGCCCAGAUCGCCCUGAUCAAGGAUCGCCUAGUCAUUCAGGACAAGUGGAUCUCCCUCCCCCGAUUCCAACGCGUCUUCUCCGUGUACCAGAUCUUGCCAGGGCCCGAGGCUGCCGAGUUAUGCAUGUUCUUUGGCUGUCUGUCUGCCGGCCGUAUAGGUGGCAUUCUCGCUGGAAUUGCCUUUAUGCUUCCCGGCUUCCUUCUUAUGCUUCUCGCAAGCUAUCUCUAUUCCCUCGCCGGCUUCGAAAACACGUACUUCAAUGCCUCCUUUAGAGCGCUGCAGCCCAUUGUAGCAGCAAUGAUUCUUCGGGCAACGCAUAAGAUUGCAGACCACUCAGUGAGGAAGCAUAACAGUCAAAAAGUCGACCCUUUUCUCAUCAUGGCGGCCGUUUGCACUGCUAUAAACGGCGCACUCCGUAUUAACAUUUUUAUGUCUUUAGGCCUCUAUGGUGUCAUUUACGCCUUCGUUGCCCGCCGCUUAUGGAUUCCUGCCGGGGCCCUCUUCAUACUCCAGUACGUCGGCUACGCCAUUUACGUCGUCUUCCGCAGCGUGCCGUCUCCGGUCUCCCUCGCUCUUGGUAUUGCCAAGACCCCAUCCACCAUUAAUCUGUUCGUCCUUGGCUUGGUUGCGGGGAGUUUGUCAUUUGGUGGGUGA